Messenger RNA from Blastocystis hominis, 823 nucleotides. RefSeq names its product subunit NuoE (NDUFV2). The transcript is spliced from 6 exons. Gene Ontology annotation, molecular function: NADH dehydrogenase activity. Gene Ontology annotation, biological process: mitochondrial electron transport, NADH to ubiquinone. The record is from RefSeq and is a predicted model, not a curated record. Lineage: Eukaryota; Bigyra; Opalinata; Blastocystidae. Bases 1 to 804 code for a protein of 267 amino acids.
AUGUUCCGUGCUUUGACAUCUGUAUCUUCUCGCGUAGUGGCGACAUCAAAGUUUGCUCCCUUCACCGCUGUUAGAGCGAUGCAUUUUGGUCCCACGAAGCAGCAUUAUGAUAGUCCGGACAACAAUGUCGACACUCCCUUCGAUUUCACCGCGGAGAAUUACAGAAGAGUUCACGAAAUCAUGAAGCGCUAUCCUAAAAACUACAAGCAGUCCGCUGUGAUGCCUCUGUUAGAUCUCGCUCAGCGUCAGUGUGGAAAUUAUCUUCCUCUUGCUGCGAUGAACAAGGUAGCUGAGAUUCUGGAGAUGCCGCCCGUGAAGGUGUACGAAGUGGUGACGUUCUACACGAUGUACCGCACCGAGAAGGUUGGCAAGUUCUUCAUCCAGGCCUGCGGUACGACUCCCUGCAUGCUGUGCGGCUCUGAAGAGAUCUUCCAGACCCUGGAGAAGGAGCUGGGCAUCAAGGACGGUGAGACGACGAAGGACGGCAUGUUCUCGCUUCUGAAGGUGGAGUGUCUGGGCGCGUGCGCGAACGCUCCGAUGGUUCAGAUCAACGACGAUUACUACGAGUGCCUGACGCCGAAAACGACGGUGGAGCUGCUGAACUACAUUCGCAAGGAAGGCAAGCUGCCGCCGCUGAACAAGUCGGGCUCGAAGCCGAUGAACGGACAGGAGAGCUGCGAGGGAAUCAACGGACAGACGACGCUGAAGGGAGAGAUUCGAGGAAAGUACUGCCGCGAGCUGCCCGCCAAGAAGGUGAAUCCCAAGCAGGUGUUUAUCGAUAUGUAUGGAGAGGACAGUCUGUAAUGCGUUGUUUAUUGUAAUG